Messenger RNA from Seriola aureovittata, 1698 nucleotides. It is a transcript of the gene ctsd, whose product is annotated as cathepsin D. Gene Ontology annotation, biological process: proteolysis. Gene Ontology annotation, cellular component: lysosome. Gene Ontology annotation, molecular function: aspartic-type endopeptidase activity. The record is from RefSeq and is a predicted model, not a curated record. The transcript is spliced from 9 exons. Bases 96 to 1289 code for a protein of 397 amino acids. Lineage: Eukaryota; Metazoa; Chordata; Actinopteri; Carangiformes; Carangidae.
UCAGUCAGCUGAUAAAACUCGGUUGUUUGUCGACAGCAGCUCGAAUUGCUCGGUCAUCGUCGUGUCUAUGGUUUAAUGGUCCAGCUGCUGCCACAAUGAGGAGUUUCGUCUUGUUCGUUUUCACGGCGUUAGCCCUCGCGACCAGCGACGCUUUGGUCCGAAUUCCCUUAAAGAAAUUCCGUUCCAUCAGAAGGGAGUUGACAGACUCGGGGAGAAGAGCGGAGGAGCUUUUGGCCGACAAACACUCCCUUAAGUACAACUUUGGCUUCCCCUCCAGUAAUGCACCCACUCCAGAAACCCUGAAGAACUACCUUGACGCCCAGUAUUAUGGUGAUAUUACCCUGGGUACCCCUCCUCAAACCUUCAGUGUGGUGUUUGACACGGGUUCCUCCAACCUGUGGGUUCCCUCCGUUCACUGCUCCCUCUUAGACAUUGCUUGCUUGCUGCAUCACAAAUAUAAUUCUGGCAAGUCCAGCACAUAUGUGAAGAACGGCACUUCCUUUUCCAUCCAGUAUGGAUCUGGCAGUUUGUCGGGCUACCUCAGUCAGGACACGUGCACAAUUGGAGACAUAAAAGUGGAGAAGCAGGUUUUCGGAGAAGCCAUCAAGCAGCCUGGCAUCGCCUUCAUCGCAGCAAAGUUUGACGGGAUCCUCGGCAUGGCCUACCCACGCAUCUCUGUGGACGGGGUGGCGCCGGUCUUUGACAACAUCAUGAGCCAGAAGAAGGUGGAGAAGAACGUAUUCUCCUUCUACCUGAACAGGAACCCAGACACUGCGCCCGGCGGUGAGCUGCUGCUGGGAGGAACUGACCCCAAAUACUACACCGGUGACUUCAACUACGUCAACGUCACCCGCCAGGCCUACUGGCAGGUCCACAUGGACCGGAUGGCAGUGGGCACCCAGUUGACCCUGUGUAAGGACGGCUGCGAGGCCAUCGUGGACACCGGGACGUCUCUGAUCACCGGCCCCUCUGCCGAGGUCAAGGCCCUGCAGAAAGCCAUCGGAGCCAUUCCACUCAUACAGGGACAGUACAUGGUGAUGUGUGACAAGGUCCCGUCGCUGCCCGUCAUCACCUUCACCGUGGGCGGACAGAGCUACAGUCUGACCGGAGAGCAGUACGUCCUCAAGGAGAGUCAGGGUGGAAAGACCAUUUGCUUGAGCGGCUUCAUGGGUCUGGACAUCCCCGCCCCCGCCGGGCCCCUGUGGAUUCUGGGAGAUGUAUUCAUCGGCCAGUACUACACCGUGUUUGACCGAGAGAACAACAGAGUGGGCUUUGCUAAGUCCAAGUAAGCACAAAUGGCACUGAAACAAUAUGUUCAAGUGCAAAGCUAAAAGUACGAGUUUCAGGAGAGAAAAAUUCAGAGCUGCACGUUUUCUGUUGCUUUGCAAUCAAAAAGUAUUUAGCAAUAGAUGUUGUGUAGAGCAUAAAUGCACUGAUUUCCAGCAGCGUGCGUGAACAAGACUGGAGAGUUGAUAGGUUGUGUGAUGGGUUCAUAUGAUCAGGGAUGAGUUGAUUGUAUCGGUACUGCCCUUUUCAAACAUGAUCCUUUUUUUUCUUUUUUUUUUUUCUUUUAAAUCAGGGAUUUGUUUAAAACAGAACACUUUUAAUUUGAAUUUUAGGAGGAAGUUGAUCCUCUACUACUGAAUUUGUGAUGUAUCUUAAUGUGAUUGGCCUCAAUAAACACUUUUUAAAAGAUAA